This is a messenger RNA of Chelmon rostratus (copperband butterflyfish), 252 nucleotides long. It is a transcript of the gene ccdc157, whose product is annotated as coiled-coil domain containing 157. Lineage: Eukaryota; Metazoa; Chordata; Actinopteri; Chaetodontiformes; Chaetodontidae. The record is from RefSeq and is a predicted model, not a curated record. The coding region runs from base 1 to 252 and encodes 83 amino acids. The transcript has a single exon.
AUGAGUCAGUUCCUCGGCCGUCAGGACUGCAUCGAAAGCCUCCGGAAAGAUCUGGUCGACCUUCAGGGUGCGACUCUGGACGUGUUUUCCAGAACCGGACCGGUCCGCUUCUCCUCCUGGAAGUUCCCCGAUAAGAUGUCCUGUAAUCUGGACAUGGUAGCUCUUCUGGAGCAGUAUGACUUUGUGGAUGGGGAGGAUGCGUUCAAUCAGCACUCCCACAUUGUGUUACUGGAGCUAGUGAUUGACAGGUAA